Molecule: messenger RNA, 758 nt
Organism: Cylicocyclus nassatus
Lineage: Eukaryota; Metazoa; Nematoda; Chromadorea; Rhabditida; Strongylidae
Source: the annotation of a GenBank genome assembly
AGCUUGCAAGAUGCUGAUCCAAAUCUAUUCGCAAAUACAAAAGCCGUAUAUUCGUAGAUCGUGGGGGUUGCUGGGCCAUAGUCCUGGUUGUGGGUAUCGUGGUAUUCGCUAUUUCCGAGACUCCAUUGUUCUACCAGCGAUUCAGACGCGUCGCGAUCAUCCACUCAUCACCCGUGGCAUAAUUCUAGCCUGCUACUUCUUCACCCAGUUCUUCCAUCGUUCUCACCGUUUUAUGCAGUUUGCUGUUCCCGCUAUUUCUUAUACUGUGCCAUGCAUCGAUCCGUCUUCGCGACUUCAUGUCGAAGGUGACAUAAAUAGCUGAGAAACUCGGUCUCCGCACCACUGUUACGGAACGCUUUUCGGAGACAUUUGGUAUUGCCUUGAAAGCAUGAUACUAGCCCGAUGUUUCGACCCCUUGCAAUCAUCGCCUUCAAUUUACGAAGAAUAUUUAUGAGGAUCUAUAUGGUAUCGAAUCUCUGAUUGUGAUUUUUCGCUUUCCUACUUUUCUUUACUUGUACGUUCUCAAGUUUUGAUUCAAAAUCCCAUUUCAUAUCUGAGCACGAAUUGUCCUCAGAAUUCUGCACAUUAGGAAGUUAGAAGCAUAAAUGAGAGGCUGCACUGGCCAUCCAUAUUGACGUUCAAUUGCCAUUCCUCAUUUUCCAUACUUCCUUCCCGUUUUUCCUUGAGUAAGAGAAAUGAAAUAUGAGAAAUAAUGUCUUUUCGUUGUUACCGGCUGAAGUUCUGCUAAUAAAAUGGUG